Terrapene triunguis (Three-toed box turtle) is the source of this 1156-nucleotide messenger RNA. RefSeq names its product annexin A6 (gene ANXA6). The record is from RefSeq and is a predicted model, not a curated record. Gene Ontology annotation, biological process: neural crest cell migration; apoptotic signaling pathway; plasma membrane repair. Gene Ontology annotation, cellular component: cytoplasm; focal adhesion. The coding region runs from base 159 to 1139 and encodes 326 amino acids. Lineage: Eukaryota; Metazoa; Chordata; Testudines; Emydidae. Gene Ontology annotation, molecular function: actin filament binding; calcium channel activity; chondroitin sulfate binding. The transcript has 13 exons.
AUUGCAACGAGGGCAGGCUGCACACUGCCAUACCGAGCGCGGCUCUGCACAGCUCCUGGGCUGUCUCGCUGCAGGCUGAGAAAGGCUGCUCCAGGGGAAGAGGCCUUGGCAGGACAUCUUCCUUUUCCUCCUGCCCCGUUGAUUCUGACCCAGAAGCCAUGGCGCCCACAGGCAAGACUGGCAGGUACAGGGGCUCCGUGAAGGAGUUCCCGAACUUCACCGCGAGCCAGGAUGCAGAGGCGCUGUACAACGCUAUGAAGGGGUUCGGCAGUGACAAGGAGGCCAUACUGGACCUGAUAACGUCCAGGAACAACAAGCAGAGAAUCGAGAUCAGCCAGGCCUACAAAUCGCUCUACGGAAAGGACCUGAUUGCAGACCUGAAGCGGGAGCUGACGGGGAAAUUUGAGAGGCUGAUUGUGGGUCUGAUGCGGCCCCUGGCAUACUUUGAUGCCAAGGAGAUUAAAGACGCCCUUCAGGGCAUUGGCACUGACGAGAAAUGCCUGAUUGAGAUCCUGGCAUCCCGGACCAACCAGCAGAUACACAACCUGGUGGAAGCCUACAGAGACGCCUACGAGAGGGAGCUGGAGGCGGACGUCCUGGGAGACACCUCGGGCCACUUCAAGAAGAUGCUCGUUGUCUUGCUUCAGGGCACGCGGGAGGAGGACGAUGUCGUGAGCGAGGACCUGGUGGAGCAGGAUGCCAAGGAUCUUUUGGAAGCUGGCGACCUGAAGUGGGGCACAGACGAGGCCCAGUUCAUCUACAUCCUGGGAAACCGAAGCAAACAGCAUCUCCGCCUGGUCUUUGAUGAGUAUCUGAAGAUUUCCGGGAAGCCCAUCGAGGACAGCAUCCGGGGCGAGCUGUCCGGGGACAUUGAGAAGCUGCUGCUGGCAGUGGUGAAGUGCAUCCGGAGCACCCCAGAGUAUUUUGCUGAAAGGCUCUACAAGGCCAUGAAGGGGCUGGGGACCAAGGACAACACGCUGAUCCGCGUCAUGGUCUCCCGCAGCGAGAUCGACAUGCUGGAUAUCCGGGAAGUGUUCAGGACCAAGUAUGAGAAGUCCCUGCACAGCAUGAUUAAGGACGACACGUCCGGCGAGUACAAGAAGGCCCUGCUGAAGCUGUGUGGGGGAGAUGAUGAGUAAGCACGCCCGCCAUGCCC